Cornus florida is the source of this 738-nucleotide messenger RNA. RefSeq names its product serpin-Z10-like. The record is from RefSeq and is a predicted model, not a curated record. Gene Ontology annotation, molecular function: serine-type endopeptidase inhibitor activity. The transcript is spliced from 3 exons. The coding region runs from base 1 to 738 and encodes 245 amino acids. Lineage: Eukaryota; Viridiplantae; Streptophyta; Magnoliopsida; Cornales; Cornaceae.
AUGGGACUCCAAGCAGAUGAAGUUAAGGAUGAGAUUAAUACAUGGGCAGAAAAUGAAACCAAAGGCCUCAUCAAGGAUCUUGUGAGCCAUCUUAGUAGUGAUUUAAGGAUUGUCCUAGCAAAUGCGCUCUACUUCAAAGGAAGUUGGGAGAGGAAGUUUGAUGUAUCCCGGACGAGAAACAGAGAUUUUCACCUACUCAAUGGUGAAAAAGUUUCAGUCCCUUUUAUGACCUCUGCGUAUUCCCAAUAUUUUGGAUCCUUUGAUGGUUUCAAACUUGUCAAGAUCCCGUAUCAAGAGGGCGAAGAUGGAAGGCAAUUCUCAAUGUACAUAUAUCUUCCGAAUGAGAGAGAUGGGUUGCAAAAUUUGGUACAAGAAUUGGAGUCUAAUCAUUGGUUCUUGCAUAAUCUGUCCAACCUAAGAUUAGUUCAACUUAGUCCAUUCUUGAUUCCAAAAUUUAAGUUCACGUAUGAUUUUGAUUCUGAAGCCAUCAUCAAAAGUUUGGGACUGACGAGGCCUUUCGAACCUCGUGGAGAGCUCACAGAAAUAUCAAGUGAAGUGAACGAGGAAGGAAUGGAGGCUGCGGCUGCUACCAUGAUGGGAUUGUGUGGAUGUUCUCGUUAUAGUGUGCCACCUCCAAAGCCAACCUUUGUGGCUGAUCAUCCUUUCGUCUUCAUGAUUAUGGAAGAAACAUCUGGGGCUGUGUUAUUCACUGGAGCUGUAAUCAAUCCUCUCCCGUAA